AUCUUCAUCCGCAUUCCUCAAUUCUCCAUUUCCAGAGAGAGAGAGAGAAAAGAAGAAGAGAGAUAAUGGAAAGCCACUCCUCCUCCUCCUUCUCCACCUUCAAUUCCUACCUCCACGCCCUCUCCGACACCCCGCGCCGCCUCUCCCGCCGCGCCUGCUCCGUCUCCACCUCCUUCGAGGAGACGAGCCGGGCCCGCGCCCGCUCCGGCUCCGACAUGCGCCGCAGCCUCCGCUGGCACGACCUCAUCGGCUUCGGCGUCGGCGGCAUGGUCGGCGCCGGCGUCUUCGUCACCUCCGGCCGCGCCAGCCGCCUCUACGCCGGCCCCGCCGUCGUCCUCUCCUACGCCAUUGCCGGCCUCUGCGCCCUCCUCUCCGCCUUCUGCUACACCGAGUUCGCCGUCGAGAUGCCCGUCGCCGGCGGCGCCUUCAGCUACAUCCGCGUCACCUUCGGCGAGUUCCUCGCCUUCGUCACCGGCGCCAACCUCAUCGUCGACUACGUCCUCUCCAAUGCCGCCGUCGCCCGCGGCUUCACCGCCUACCUCGGCACCGCCCUCGGCCUCCCCGCCCACGCCAGCCUCCGCUUCACCGUCCACGCCCUCCCCGACGGCUACAACGAGAUGGAUCUCAUCGCCGUCGCCGUCGUCCUCCUCCUCACCUUCGUCAUCUGCUACAGUACGAGGGAGAGCUCGUGGCUGAACAUGGUGCUAACGGUGCUACACAUUUUGUUCAUAGUGUUUGUGAUAGUGGUGGGUUUUUGGAGGGGAGAUUUGAAGAAUUUUACCGAACCCGGCAACCCGGAAAAUGCGGGCGGGUUCUUCCCGUUCGGAGCCUCCGGCGUGUUUAAUGGGGCGGCGAUGGUGUACCUCAGCUACAUCGGGUACGAUGCCGUUUCGACCAUGGCGGAGGAGGUCAAGAAUCCGGCGAAGAACAUUCCGAUUGGUGUGUCGGGCUCCGUGAUCCUCGUGACGGUUCUCUACUGCUUGAUGGCCGCUUCGAUGUCCGCGCUCCUCCCUUACGACAAGAUUGACGCGGAUGCCCCCUUCUCGGGGGCAUUCGAGGCGGGCGCGGCCGGGUGGCGGUGGGCGGCGAACAUGAUCGGGGCCGGGGCGAGCAUGGGCAUCGUGACGUCGCUUCUGGUGGCGAUGCUGGGGCAGGCGCGGUACAUGUGCGUCAUCGGGCGAUCGUGCGUGGUCCCCGCGUGGUUCGCCCGGGUCCACCCGGCCACGUCGACACCGAUCAAUGCCUCCGCCUUCCUUGGAAUCUUCACCGCAACAAUCGCCCUCUUCACGGACCUAAACAUAUUGCUAAACCUCGUCUCAAUUGGGUCCCUCUUCGUGUUCUACAUGGUGGCGAAUGCGGUGAUCUACAGGCGCUACGCCCCUCAUGGAACGAGCAACCCGUGGCCGACCCUCUCCUUCCUCUUCUGCUUCUCACUCACCUCUCUCAUCUUCACCCUGCUGUGGCAAUUUGCCCCAGCAGGUAGGCCUAAGGCCUUCAUGCUUGGGUCAUGCGUUGCCCUAGCUUUGGGAGUUGUACUCUUGUUCCAUUUGAUGGUACCUCAGGCCCGAAAGCCCGAGUUUUGGGGUGUCCCAUUCAUGCCAUGGAUCCCUUCCAUCUCCAUAUUCCUCAACAUAUUCUUGUUGGGCUCUCUUGAUAAGCCUUCUUACGUGAGGUUCGGGGUUUUCUCGUGCCUUGUGGUGCUUGUCUAUGUCCUCUAUAGCGUGCACUCGAGCUUCGAUGCGGAGAGGGAUGGGAUUCUUACCCAGAAGGCCGUCGAAGGCGCCGUGGAAAGUGGAGAUGAUGCUCAGAAAGUGUGAACCAUUUUUUUCUUUCCUUUCUUGACUAGUUUACCUUUGUUAUGUUGUAAUAACUUUAGAGAGAAAAGAAUGAAAAAGAAAAAGGAAUAGCAAAGUGUAUAGUUUGUUUUCUUAAUUAGGGAUUUUUAGGUUUGGAAUCCCUUUUGUGCAUAUGAUGUAGUCAUUGAUCAAAUCAAUUCUUGUGCACCUUUAAAUGAAAAAGAAUCAUAAAGUCAAAGAAAUUUAUAAGGU
Messenger RNA from Salvia miltiorrhiza (redroot sage), 2048 nucleotides. RefSeq names its product cationic amino acid transporter 7, chloroplastic-like. Lineage: Eukaryota; Viridiplantae; Streptophyta; Magnoliopsida; Lamiales; Lamiaceae. Bases 66 to 1817 code for a protein of 583 amino acids. Gene Ontology annotation, biological process: transmembrane transport; amino acid transport. Gene Ontology annotation, cellular component: plasma membrane. The record is from RefSeq and is a predicted model, not a curated record. The transcript is spliced from 4 exons. Gene Ontology annotation, molecular function: amino acid transmembrane transporter activity.